Prionailurus viverrinus (fishing cat) is the source of this 1317-nucleotide messenger RNA. It is a transcript of the gene TAMALIN, whose product is annotated as trafficking regulator and scaffold protein tamalin. The coding region runs from base 106 to 1296 and encodes 396 amino acids. The record is from RefSeq and is a predicted model, not a curated record. Gene Ontology annotation, cellular component: plasma membrane. Gene Ontology annotation, molecular function: protein binding. Lineage: Eukaryota; Metazoa; Chordata; Mammalia; Carnivora; Felidae. Gene Ontology annotation, biological process: signal transduction. The transcript has 8 exons.
AAGCGACCUGCCGCCCGCCCGGCUGGCAUCUCCGAGCCGCUGGUAUUCCCGCCGCGCCGAGCGAGCGCCUUCACCGAGGGUCGCCGGUCGCCGGGCGCCGGAGCCAUGACCCUACGCCGACUCAGGAAGCUGCAGCAGAAGGAGGAGGCGGCGGCCGCCCCGGACCCCGCCGCCAGGGCUCCCGACUCGGAAGUCGCUCCCGCCGCUCCAGCCCCGACCCCGGCCUCCGGUCCCCGUGCUGCAGCCGCCAGCCCCGGAGCCCCCGGGGACGAGCUGUACGCGGCGCUGGAGGACUAUCACCCGGCCGAGCUGUAUCGCGCGCUCGCCGUGUCCGGGGGCACCCUGCCCCGCCGAAAGGGCUCAGGAUUCCGCUGGAAGAAUCUCAGCCAGAGUCCCGAACAGCAGAGGAAAGUGCUGACUUUGGAGAAGGAGGAGAACCAGACCUUCGGCUUUGAGAUCCAGACUUACGGCCUUCACCACCGAGAGGAGCAGCGGGUGGAGAUGGUGACCUUUGUCUGCCGGGUUCAUGACUCCAGCCCUGCCCAGCUGGCUGGGCUCACACCAGGGGACACCAUCGCCAGCGUUAAUGGCCUGAACGUGGAAGGUAUCCGGCAUCGAGAGAUUGUUGACAUCAUUAAGGCGUCUGGCAAUGUUCUCAGGCUGGAAACUCUGUAUGGGACGUCAAUCCGGAAGGCUGAAUUGGAGGCACGUCUGCAGUACCUAAAGCAAACCCUGUAUGAGAAGUGGGGAGAAUACAGGUCCCUAAUGGUCCAAGAGCAGCGGCUGGUGCACGGCCUGGUGGUGAAGGACCCGAGCAUUUAUGACACAUUGGAGUCGGUGCGCUCCUGCCUGUAUGGCGCGGGCCUGCUCCCGGGCUCGCUGCCCUUCGGCCCCCUGCUGGCCGCGCCCGGGGGUCCCCGCGGGGGCGCGCGGCGGGCGGGGCGCGACGCGGACGACGCCGUCUACCACACGUGCUUCUUCGGGGGCGCCGAGCCGCCCGCCCCGCCGCCGCCGCCCCCCACCCGCGCGCCGGGCCGGGGCCCCGCCGAGGCUCUGGCGUCCGCGCCCCGGGCCGCGCUGAGCCGCAGCGCCAGCGUGCGGUGCGCGGGCCCCGGGGGCGGCGGGGGCGGCGGCGGCGGCGGCGGGGCGCCGGGCGCGCUCUGGACUGAGGCCCGCGAGCAGGCCCUGUGCGGCCCCGGCCUGCGCAAAGCCAAGUACCGCAGCUUCCGCCGGCGGCUGCUCAAGUUCAUCCCCGGACUCAAUCGCUCCCUGGAGGAGGAGGAGAGCCAGCUGUAGGGGCGGGGCGGGCGGGGGAGG